Messenger RNA from Oryza brachyantha (malo sina), 1402 nucleotides. RefSeq names its product UDP-glycosyltransferase 87A2-like. The transcript is spliced from 2 exons. Lineage: Eukaryota; Viridiplantae; Streptophyta; Magnoliopsida; Poales; Poaceae. The record is from RefSeq and is a predicted model, not a curated record. Bases 1 to 1395 code for a protein of 464 amino acids. Gene Ontology annotation, molecular function: UDP-glycosyltransferase activity.
AUGGGUUCCGCGGCCGCGCCGCUGUGCCACGUCGUGGCGGUGCCGUACCCGGGCCGCGGCCACGUCAACGCGAUGCUGAACCUGUGCCGCCUCCUCGCCGCGCGCGACGGCGUCACCGCCACCGUCGUCGUCACUGAGGAGUGGCUCGGCCUGCUCGGCGGCGCGGCCGAGGAGGAGUGGGGCGCCGGCGUCCGCCUCGAGGCCAUCCCCAACGUCGUGCCCUCCGAGCACGGCCGCGCCGGCGACAUGCUCGGGUUCGUGGAGGCCGUGUACACCAGGAUGGAGGCGCCGUUCGAGCGCCUCCUCGACCGGCUCGGCGCGACGGCGGCGGCGCCGUCGGCCAUCGUGGCCGACACGUUCGUGCUGCCGUGGGCGGUCGGCGUCGGCAACCGGAGGGGCGUGCCGGUGUGCGUCCUCUCCGCGCUCGGCGCCACCAUGUUCUCUGUGCACUACCACUUCCACCGGUUGCCUGCCGCCGCCGAUGGCGCCGAUCCUUGCUUGAUUGGAAGCUACAUCCCCGGGCUGAAAUCAAUCAGGUUAAGCGAUCUUAAGCCCACUCACUCCAACAAGAACAUGUUAGAACGCAUAAUGGAAGCCUACUCCUGCGUCAGAAAAGCACAGUGUGUCAUCUUCACCUCCUUCUACGAGCUGGAGAGCAAUGCCGUGGACGCUCUCCGGCAAGAGCUGCCAUACCCGGUGUUCUCGGUUGGCCCUUGCAUCCCCUACAUAUCACUCGAAGCCGAACACCACCACGCCGGAGCGGAGGAAGAAGCAGCCUACAUGGCAUGGCUCGACUCGCAGCCGGCGGGCUCGGUGCUGUACGUCUCCCUCGGCAGCUUCCUCUCGGUGUCACCCGCUCAGCUCGACGCGAUCGCCACCGGCCUCGCCGAGAGCAAGGUCAGGUUCUUGUGGGUGCUCCGCGGAAGCGACGCCGCGCGCUCCGGCGUGCGAGACCUGCUCCGCGAAGGCGACGCCGCCACCGCCGGCAUGGUCGUGCCGUGGUCGGACCAGCUCAAGGUGCUGUGCCACCCUUCCGUCGGCGGGUUCCUCACCCACUGCGGCAUGAACUCGACGCUGGAGGCGGUGCACGCCGGCGUGCCGAUGCUGACCCUCCCCAUCGCGUUCGACCAGCCGGUGGUUAGCCGGCUAAUCUCCGACGAGUGGAAGGUUGGGUACGGCCUCAGGGAGAAGGCCGGCGACGUCGUCGUCGGACAGGAGGAGAUCGCCGCGGCGGUGAGGAGGCUGAUGGGUUCUGACGCGGCAGAAGAGGCGAAGGAGACGAGGAGGAGAGCUUCGCUGAUGCGAGAGGCUUCUCGCGCAGCGGCUCAAGUGGGUGGUUCUUCCUACAGAGGCAUCACGUCUUUGAUCGACUAUCUCUCAGAGUUCAAGAACUGAAACUAAA